Trichosporon asahii var. asahii CBS 2479 is the source of this 1611-nucleotide messenger RNA. RefSeq names its product co-chaperone. Lineage: Eukaryota; Fungi; Basidiomycota; Tremellomycetes; Trichosporonales; Trichosporonaceae. Bases 1 to 1611 code for a protein of 536 amino acids. The transcript is spliced from 2 exons. Gene Ontology annotation, molecular function: protein-folding chaperone binding; misfolded protein binding. Gene Ontology annotation, cellular component: endoplasmic reticulum. The record is from RefSeq and is a predicted model, not a curated record. Gene Ontology annotation, biological process: protein folding in endoplasmic reticulum.
AUGAAGGUCCUCUACGGCCUCACGCUGCUUGCGCUCCUCUCGCCCCUCCCCGUGUCUGCUGACGCGGGGGCUGGGGGCAAGUCCGCCGCCGAGCUGUCUACUGAGGGCAACCGACUCCUCGCUGCGGGCAAGUACUCGGACGCGGCUCGGGCGUUCGGCCAGGCGAUCGAAUCCGACCCGAGCUCGUACCUAAACUACUACAAGCGUGCGACCGCCUACCUGUCGCAGGGCAAGCAGGCAGCCGCGCUGGACGACUUCAACUCGAUCAUCGAGAUGAACCCGAAGUUUGCGCAGGCGUACUUCCAAAAGGCGAAAGUGCUCGCCAAGGAGGGCGACCUGGACGACGCCGCGUCGGCGAUGAAGCAGUUCUCAAAGCUGAAGCCGGGCGACGAAGCGGGCACCAAGCUCUCAUCGGACAUCAGCAGCGCCAAGAGCGCUCUGAAGGCGGCUCAGAACGCAGCCAAGAAGAAAAACUGGGACGACUGUGUCGCCGAGGCGACGAAGGCCAUCCACGUCUCGCCCAACAACAAGGGAGUGCGCGAGCUGCGCGUGCGCUGCGAGACGGAGCGCGGCGACGCUGAGGCCGUGUUUGCGGACAUGACGCGGCUGGCGGCGCUGGACCCGUCCAACCUCGAAUCGCACGUCCAGCUGGCCCAGCUGGCGUACUACCUCAUCGACCCGGCCAGUGCGCUGAACGAGCUGAAGAAGUGCCUCCACUCGGACCCGGACAACAAGGCGUGCAAGAAGCUGCACCGCGCGUGGCGCGCACAGGGCAAGGCGCUGCAGCAGGCGCACAACUUUGUCAACGGCGGCAAGCCGCGCAAGGCCAUCAACCUCCUGCGCGGGACGCAGGACGAGCCCGGCCUGAUCCCCUCGUUCGAGGCCGCCCUCGACGAGGCAGUGAGGGACGGCCUGAUCGCGCCCCAGUUCGCGGCGAAGGAGAAGAGCGCGCCGCGGCGGGAGCUGCUCGCGCUCGGGUGUCGCGCGACGGUGGAUGCGCAGGACUUUGGCUCUCGCGCAGGCAAGCAGUGGUGCGAGGCGCUCCUGGCGCUGGAGCCCGAGAACGAGUCCGCGCUCGUGUUUGAAGGCGAGCGCCUCCUGAAGGCGGAGGAGUGGGAGGGCGCGGUGCGCGCCCUGCAAAAGGCGUUCGAGAAGAACAGGUCGCAGGCGAUCCUGCAAAAGCUGCAAAAGGCCGAGCGACUCCUGAAGGUCUCCAAGCAGAAGGAUUACUACAAGGUGCUCGACGUGCCGCGGGACGCGGACGAGCGCACGAUCAAGAAGGCGUUCCGGAAAAAGGCCAAGGAGAACCAUCCCGACAAGAACGGCGGGAGCGAGAAGGAGAUGCAGGCCAUCAACGAGGCGUAUGAGGUCCUCUCGGAUCCCGAGCUCCGCGCCCGCUACGAUAACGGAGACGACCCCAACGACCCGACCGGCGGCCAGGGCGGAAACCCCUUCGGACACCAUGGAGGCGGCGGCAUGCCGUUCUUCUUCCAGCAGGGCGGCGGCUUCCCCGGCGGAGGAGGGUUCCCAGGCGGUGGAUUCCCGGGAGGCGGGUUCCCGGGCGGAGGGGGUGGAGGCGGACAGAAGUUCCACUUCCAGUGGGGACAGUAG